Messenger RNA from Bursaphelenchus okinawaensis, 1065 nucleotides. The record is from the annotation of a GenBank genome assembly. NCBI's taxonomy places the organism in Eukaryota, Metazoa, Nematoda, Chromadorea, Rhabditida, Aphelenchoididae.
AUGCCAAACACUCGCGAUUCCCAGCGCUUAUCAGUUACAGAACAGCGACGACUAUCAGUUCCCAUUUCAGAGGCGCUCAUGAAAAUGACAAUGUUUCGCGGAUUCCAGACCCCCUCCCCGCCCAAUUAUCCCCUGGACAGGAAGAUCAAGAAGCCGUUGAUGGAGAAGCACCGGAGGGAGCGGAUGAACAAGUCCUUAUCACACCUCAAGGACAAGCUCAUCAAGCACUAUCCAUCAGAGACGUGAGUUCAUUUUAAAACGACAUUGUAGUACUUUUCGGAGUUUUUACUUGCAAAUUAUGAUUUUAUGAUCUUUUAAGUAGUAAAGUGCAACAUUGUGCAGUAAUCGACUUAGAGACUAUUUGCUUUUAUCUGUACAAACUCAUCAAAAUUUUGUUUUUUAGCAAAAUUUCAAAUUUAAAUCCAUUAAACUUUUCGUAUAGCAUAACCUUGUAAAACAUUAUGAUAGUGUCCGUCUUUCAGGUCAAAACUAGAAAAAGCAGAUAUUCUGGAGAAGACCGUGUUCCACGUAGAUCGAAUGGAGAAGCUUCUGGAAACCGUACAACAAAACUUUAACGCCACGAUGAGGCACAUGGAGCUGCGGUUCCUGGAGUUCUUGUCUUUGUCAUCGAACGGCCUAACUCAAGACCAGAUCCUCCACCUAAAACAACAGUAUCAGAUGUUCUCGAAGCGACCACAACAGCUGCCCAUGAACAUGAAUCAGAUAAACAUGUUCAAGGCGCUCCCUCCAAUGUUCAUGCCCGUGCCGUUUCCAGUGAUGCCGAAUCUACAAACUAUCAAAAACAAUGGCAUCCCUCCGUUCAGUACGACCAGCUUCCCUUGUCACAGUACCGUUCAGGAACAGAAGCUGAAUACUACAGCGUCGAGUGUACCGUCAUCUUCUACAGAAGCUAACAACGUUGAGGACGAUGAGAAUGAUGAGAUUGACGUGGUCGAGAAUGACGAAUGGUACAGUAAACGGUCGGAUGACAGUGGCAUCGCGUCAUCGCCCGAGAUCUCCAAGAAUCAGAAGAGUCGAGGCGAUGACGUGUGGAGGCCGUUCUGA